Manduca sexta (tobacco hornworm) is the source of this 1055-nucleotide messenger RNA. RefSeq lists its product as uncharacterized. NCBI's taxonomy places the organism in Eukaryota, Metazoa, Arthropoda, Insecta, Lepidoptera, Sphingidae. Gene Ontology annotation, molecular function: protein binding. The coding region runs from base 196 to 552 and encodes 118 amino acids. The transcript is spliced from 3 exons. The record is from RefSeq and is a predicted model, not a curated record.
CGGCCGCUUCAGAUGCACCAGUGAAUAGAUGAGCUCUCGGUCGUAAACAUCUAUGUUUUAAAUAAUUCAAACCUGGAACGCGCGUGUUCCUUUUUUGAAUUUGGAACUAUAGGGCUGCAUUGACACGCGUGACAUUACACUGUUAUACAUCUUGUGAGUAGUGUUGUAACAGUAUUUGGACAGCAACAAUUGGAAAUGUUAUACGGGAAGGUUUUAUUGUGCGUAGUUAUAGUUGCUGCGUGGUGCGAAGCGGAUUCAGCGAGCCUGCCCUUCAUACCUUCGCGGUUGGGCACCUUGCAGGAGUCGAAGUUGGGUGACUUGCAGGAGUUCAGCGGGGGCAUGCGCCCACCGGGCGAGCUGACCCGAGCGAGGGUGCGCGAGGGGGUCCCGCCUCCAUUGUGCGCGGGCCGCUGCGUGUCGCCCCCGGCGGGGCCUGUUUGCGCUUUCGACGCUGCAGGCACUGCCAGAACCUUUGCGACGCUAUGUGAAUUAGAAGCGGCUUCGUGUCGCGAAAGCACGUAUUACGCGAUCACGAGUAUUGGAGAGUGCUGAUUGAGUUGAACCACGAUGGACUUCGAAGAUAAUGCUGUGUUGAUAAAACGUCGCUUAAACAACGGCAAAUGAAACUGUUCCAAAGAUAACCCGAUACUGUACGAAAACAAUCGGAAUUAAUUAGUGUAUGGGAUGUAAAUGUAAUUCGUGCAGUUGAUUCGGCAUCAAAUUUGUACGUAUUAGUUCAUAACCUAUGUACGUUCAAAAAUACCAGUAUAUAUAGCAUAAUAUUUUGCUUUGUUUAGAUGUAAGACUUUGGUUUCGAAGUUCUUGGUAUUCCAAAUUAUUCUUUAGUUAUUUUAAGGCUAGCUGUUUAAUAUCUAGAUUUAAAUAACACCAAAGUCAUGUUCAAAUAACAUUUAAAUAAUUAAGUUAUAUUAAGUUUAUACUUCUAUUUAUUGUACAAAGUACGAAAUAAUAAAUUGUAUGAAAGGACUAAAAUAGUUCUUGCAACUUUGUCAUUAUAAUAGACAGAAUUUAGAUCAUUAAAGUCUUUGAAUGUG